Messenger RNA from Nothobranchius furzeri (turquoise killifish), 585 nucleotides. NCBI's taxonomy places the organism in Eukaryota, Metazoa, Chordata, Actinopteri, Cyprinodontiformes, Nothobranchiidae. The record is from RefSeq and is a predicted model, not a curated record.
GUACACUGGACACUACUUCAUUACCACACUGCUGUACUCGUUCUUCCUGGGAUGCUUUGGUGUUGACCGGUUUUGCCUGGGCCAUACAGGAACUGCUGUUGGGAAGCUGCUAACCCUUGGAGGUCUGGGAAUUUGGUGGUUUGUGGAUCUCAUCCUGCUCAUCACUGGCGGUCUGAUGCCUAGUGAUUACAGCAACUGGUGCACCUACUACUGAGACAAAAUAUGCCACUACUUAUUUGGCUCUUUGAAGUAGGACUCCAGAGAAAAUCUGCAGGAUGUUUUUGUUGUUGUUGUUUAGAAGCAGAGGUUUGGGAUGUCCAAACUUCCAUUCUGUGCUGGAGAAUGAGAAAACCGUAUGAUUACAUUUGAGUAAGUUUACUAGUAAAGUUUCACUUUGCAGAAUAUUUGUUAAAAUGAAGUGUUAACAUCUGUGCUGUUUAAGUGGAGGUUGUAAUAUAGUGUAUUUAGUCUGAACUAUCAGAAUUUUAUUGUUGAUGCUUUGUUGUUGUAAGUAAAUGUCACAGGUCAAGUGCCGAUUCAUGGAGAGCCAGUGGGCUUAAAGCCAAUAAAGGAGAUUGUUUUCCA